Molecule: messenger RNA, 1338 nt
Organism: Myotis davidii
Lineage: Eukaryota; Metazoa; Chordata; Mammalia; Chiroptera; Vespertilionidae
Gene: DHRS7B
Product: dehydrogenase/reductase (SDR family) member 7B
Exons: 7
Coding region: 206-1138 (310 amino acids)
Cellular component (GO): membrane
Molecular function (GO): oxidoreductase activity
Source: RefSeq, a predicted model, not a curated record
AAGCUUCAGAUGGGCUGCUCUGCAACCGGAGCCUGGGCCAGGACUGAGUGAGGCGGAGGGAUGAUGUGACAGCAGCUCCGCUUCCUGGCAUCACCUGCACCAGGGCCGGGCACACCUUUUCGUGAGCCAGCUCCUCGGACUCAGCAAACCUGCGAGUGGGACACGCACCCUCAUUCACAGGAAGAGCUCGCUGACGGUGCGGGCCAUGGACUGUGUCACCUCCACGGCCGUCCUGUCCCUGCUGCUCGGCUGCGUGGGCAUCUUCAGCCUCUUCAAGCUGCUGCAGUGCCUGCGGAUGAAGGCCCACCUCCAGGACGCCGUGGUGGUCAUCACGGGCGCGACCUCGGGCCUGGGGCGAGAGUGUGCCAAGGUCUUCCACGCCGCGGGCGCGAAGCUGGUGCUCUGCGGCCGGAACAGAGAGGCCCUGGAGCAGCUCGCCAAAGAACUCGCCGCUUCUCGGGCCUCCGAGGUGCAGACACACACGCCUCGCACGGUGACCUUCGACCUGGCGGACACCGGGGCCACCGUUGCGGCCGCAGCUGAAAUCCUGCAGUGCUUCGGUCACGUGGACGUGCUCGUCAACAACGCGGGUGUCAGCUACCGCGGCGCCAUCCUGGACACCCCCGUGGACGUGGACAGGAGAGUCAUGGAGACCAACUACUUCGGCCCCAUUGCUCUGACGAAAGCGCUCCUGCCCUCCAUGGUCCAGCGGCGGCGGGGCCACGUGGUCGCCAUCAGCAGCGUGCAGGGCAAGAUCAGCGUCCCCUUCCGGUCUGCCUAUGCAGCCUCCAAACAUGCAACCCAGGCCUUCUGUGACUGUCUGCGCGCAGAGCUGGAGCAGCAUGGGGUCUUCGUGACCGUGCUCAGCCCCGGCUACAUCCGCACCAACCUCUCCCUCAACGCCAUCGCCGCCGACGGCUCCAGAUAUGGAGUUAUGGACGAGACCACCGCCCAGGGCCGAGUGCCUGCGGACGUGGCCCGAGACAUCCUGGCUGCCGUGGUGAAGAAGAAGGAGGACGUGGUCCUGGCCAGCCUGGCGCCUUCGUUGGCCAUUUACCUGCGAACGCUGGCCCCCGCGCUCUUCUUCCGCCUCAUGGCCUCCCGGGCCCGGAAGGAGCAGAAGCCCAAGGACUCCUAGUGCCACCGCAGGGCUGUUGUCCUGGGUGCUUGUCGGGGUGGAGGCCCGAGGCACUUCCCCUGCAGAGCCCUGGCCGGCCUGCGGGGCGAGACCGGAGCACAGCGGCAACAGGCCUCCCGCCACGAGGCCGGCCCUGAGGAGUAAGGAGCUGGGUUUUAAUGCUGAGAACAUGAAAUAAACACCAAUGGAUGGACACAUGA